This is a messenger RNA of Puccinia graminis f. sp. tritici CRL 75-36-700-3, 1728 nucleotides long. RefSeq lists its product as uncharacterized. NCBI's taxonomy places the organism in Eukaryota, Fungi, Basidiomycota, Pucciniomycetes, Pucciniales, Pucciniaceae. The coding region runs from base 1 to 1728 and encodes 575 amino acids. The record is from RefSeq and is a predicted model, not a curated record. The transcript has 6 exons.
AUGACACUGCCAAACCGUGAAGUCACUGCGGAUGAUACGGAGGGCAUCCCACCAAACUUGCCAGCUAUAAGGCAAUCUGCCCGCAAGAAAAAUCCGACUGUCACCCCGGGUUUUGUUGUGACCCAGGCGGAUUCUCGCAAAUCCCUCCGACAACCUGAACCUAUUCGCCAAAAUACUCGCGGUUCCAAGUCAACUCUUCCUACAAGUUCAAGUCCUGUACCCGAGUCCGAAUCCCAGACUGACCGGCCCUCACAGUCAAGGCCAGACCCUUCUGUUGAAUCCGAACAACUCUACGACAUCAUUCAGGACUCAGAUGAAGAAAACCAGCGAAUAGCUGGACGUUCACUUAAAUCCAAAGCUGAAAGGAAGAUUGCCCCUCGGAAGGACGGCACCGACAGCAUACUAGUUUACUUCAAUCAAAUCGAUCAAUCUCUUUCUUACACCUGCAUUUGGUGCACCAAGGUUGUGAAAGCAUCUAACUCGUCAUACUAUAACUUGAAAAUUCACCGAGACGGGGCCGACUGUAAAGGAACGAUCCGAGCUGCUUGCCCCAAUCGAUCGAGAGCUAUUGCAUCUGGUUGCAAAUUACCUCCGUCUGCAGCUCAAAGAGCUCAAGAAUCAUCUGAAGCCGACAAGAAGUCUGGAACAGCAAUGUCGGCAUUUGUAACCAAGGGUCGUUUCGACAACCAUACGUUGAACAAAAUGAUGGUGUUCUGGCUUAUUCGACAUUCACUACCCUGGGCUCGAUUUGAAGAUGAAAUGUUACGUAUGAGCUUCGACUAUGUGGAUAGUAAUACCAAGCUUCAUUCACGGACCUGGGCCUCGAUCACUGCUCAGAACCUUUAUCUGGUCCUUCAGAAAGAAGUGUUGUCUGAAAUCAUGAAUGCGAACUCAAAAAUCAGCCUUGUGUCUGAUGUUUGGACUACUAAAGGAGGCCAUAAGGCAUUCAUCGGGAUCUCAGCGUGUUACAUCACUAAAGAUUGGACUUAUCGCUCACAGCACCUGGCAAUCAAAUACAUCUCUUGGAAUCACAAGGCCAAAACAACCGACUCCGGUUCUAAUAACUUCACUAUGUCUUCUGAACUAUCUCGCUUAAUUCGCGAUAACGACGGGACCUUCUGGGAUCAUGCGGUAAAUCACCAGCGAUGCUUCUGCCAUGUGCUCGCACUGAUUUUGGGAGCGGGCCUUGCUGCCAUCAAGCUGUCGACUGAUGAGGGCCCCACUCCACGAAAACCCGAAUCGUUUCCUACGCUUGAGACAAUCACCAAGGAGGGUGAACUUCUAGAAGAUGAUCCAGCAUCUGAUGGGGAGGAGGAGAUAGAUCCGGAUGAUUUGUCCGAAUGUGAUGCUGAAUCCGAUGGAAACAGCAAGUCAUCUGAGACGAUCAAAACCAAAGGAAAAUAUGCUGAGAGUGGGAUCGGUUUCACUUUGAAAAAAAUUGACUAUGUCUGUCGCCGCAUCGCAAGCUCUCCUGCAAAGCAAUCUGAGUUCAAAGUUUGGGCUCAGAAGCUUGGCUACGAAGGACCUGGAAUCAUCGGGGGCUAUGGAAUACGGUGGAAUAUUGCUUACGACAGCAGGAACCGAGCAUACAUGGCAAGAAAAGUGAUUAAUCAGCUUCUUGUCAACGAAUCCGAGAGUGGAAAUCGCAAGACGUUCAAUGGAUACGAGUUCUCUUCCAAGGAGUGGGAAAAUGUCAAAGUACUCAAUUCGGUGCUCAAGGUAAGUUGA